GACAUACCACCAGCGAGCUCUAUUCCUGCGCUAGCGGAACGCCGUGGCUUGCGAGCCUUCGUUGAGCCUCACUGGUCGCUAUGGGCGAGACCCGUCUGCGUCUGCGUCUGGGUGUGCUCGAGAUCGCCGUGGUGGGGACUGAGCGGGUCCCCGAUGGGUUGGGUGUGUGCCGUCAUGCACACUAGUACUGGUGCGCAGGGACCGACGUGCUUGGCGGGGGAGUCGGUGUCGCAGGUGUGCUGUACCCGGCCACCCUCUAGCACAGCGGCGUCGCGCCCUCGCCCGAUGCAUCCCCCCGAGAGCAAGUCACCGACCCCGAAAAUCUCGGAAAGCACAGGUCGAUCGCAUCUGCUCAUGAUUGGCGGGCCUCGCGGGCCAGACCGUCCAUUUAGCGGGUCCAUGAACGAGAGCCCGGGAAGCGUCGACGGUGCGGGGUGCGAGCCAAUCCCGACCCGUCGUCUGUCCGCCAAUCACCGCUGGCCCCCGCCGCUCCAGCGUGCGUACGGGUCCUUGGACGAGCUUGAAAGCGCGCCCGCUCUCGCUGCACCACGCAAGCUUGCCGCCGUAUCUCCUCUCCCUCCGAGUCUGUCGGGAGCAACGCUGCGGUGCGAUGCGGAGGACGCAGGCGUGGGCUUUUGCCAUCUCUCGCCGGUGUGGGGGGGACACUCUGUGUGGUUCAAGGUACGUUGCAGCCUGCCGGUUGCUCGCCUCGACACGUCCGACCAGCGGCACACCCAACAAGUCUCGCGACGCACCCCGAGAAUCCCGGACUCUCCGCCGCCACACCAUCGACGUCGCUCGAUCGCGUCCGCCCCGUCGUCGAUCUCAUCGUCAGCCGUGCAUGUGAUUGGCGGGCCUGGCAGCUUCGAAUGAAGCCUGACGGGCCCACGCUCCAGACCGUCCAUUAACGAGAACACCCCCCAGCGCGGAGCCAAUC
Molecule: messenger RNA, 937 nt
Organism: Fomitopsis serialis
Lineage: Eukaryota; Fungi; Basidiomycota; Agaricomycetes; Polyporales; Fomitopsidaceae
Exons: 1
Coding region: 154-873 (239 amino acids)
Source: RefSeq, a predicted model, not a curated record